This is a messenger RNA of Symbiodinium necroappetens, 2604 nucleotides long. Lineage: Eukaryota; Dinophyceae; Suessiales; Symbiodiniaceae. The record is from the annotation of a GenBank genome assembly.
AUGAUAAUGCCGCUUUUCAACCUUUGGGCCUACCCCGAAGAGGAUUGGUCCCCUCAUUCCUUCAUGGACAUCCUGGAGGCGAGCUAUUCUCGCUCCGCACAACACUUUCCCGGUCAGCUCCAGGAGCUUGUGAACUUCUUCAGUGACAAGUCCUACUUCCCAUGGCGCGUGCGCGCCAAGAGCGACCUAACGCACCCAGCAGAAGUCCUGCAGGUUCUGCCGUGGAUCGCCCAGACUGGGCCGCCCAAGCGGAUCAGCAACAGCGUGGUGUUCGGUUCCACACACAUCCUCGUGGACUUUGAUUUCUCGGAGCCAAAUCGGCUCGAUGCGUGGAUGAACGUGGUGCUGCUCCUGCUAGUCAUGGUCCUGAUGAUUGGCUUUUCGCUGGUUCUUUCGAAUUCUGUAUCCAGCAUCGUACUGAAGCCAUUGGAGCAGCUCCUGACUCAGGUGAGGCAGAUGGCAUCGACGAUCUUUCAGUCUGUCACGGACAUGGAGGUCGUCAUGAAAGAGCCGGCGAACGAGGCGAACUCCGAGCAGGAUGACCUCCAUGAGACGAAAUUCGGCAACGAGACGCAACUCCUAGCGAAGGUCGUGCAGAAGCUUGCAGUGAUCAGCGAGAUCACCAUGAACAAGCCCAUGCUCGACGUGCAGCUGUUGCAGAAUCUCGCCGAGAACGACCGGGCCGUGAUCUCCGGCUUCCAGGGCGGCCUCCCUGCGCAGGACAAGCUUUUCGAUCGCGGCGAUGAGAUGGAGAAUGCCUUGGACAUGGAGUCCAUCGAGCUCGCGCAGCGUGCCAUGGUGGAGAAUGCAGGCCUCUCCAUGGAGCUGCUGGACUCCUGGAACCUCAAUCCCUUGGAGUUGGAUAAAGCUCGGAACCAUGUGGCGGCCAUGUACUUCUGCAGCUCGCACAACCAUGGCGUGGAGUUUGAUUCUGUCAUUAUGGGCAAUUUUCUCAGUGAGGCCGAGUCCGGCUAUGUGAAGUCUGCUCCGUACCACAAUUGGUUCCAUGCAGUCGACUGCGCCCACGCCGUUUAUCGGCUACUGCAAAUGUGCAUUGCUGAGGUCUUUCUGACACGGGAAGAGAGGUAUGCUCUCCUGGCCAGUGCCGUUUGCCACGAUCUUGGUCACCCAGGACUAAACAAUGUUUUCCUCAUCGAAACGUCCCACGAGUUGGCUCUGCGCUACAACGAUAAAUCGCCUCUGGAGAACAUGCACUGCUCCAAGAUGUUCGAGCUUGUGAGUCAGGCCAGAUGCAACAUUUUCUCCACGCUGUCGAAGACCCAGUACUUCGAUGUGCGCAAAGUCUGCAUUGAGUCCAUCUUGCACACCGACAAUGCGCAGCACUUCACCAUGGUGAAGGACGUGCAGAUGCUUUACGAGGUGAACUCGGAGAUUUGGGAUGCUUCACGGCUCCUCUUCCUGCAGGAGGGUGGCGACUUCCUGGCGCAGGAGGCUGUGGACCUUCUCAGACUCGUCGAGUCACGCAAGCUGUGGCUAAGCUGGCACAAGACGGGUGGGAGAUGUUUCGACAUCAUGCACUCGGGGCACUACAACGCCAUACGGCAAGCCAAAAGCAUAUGUGACGUUCUUGUGGUGGGCAUCCACUCCGAUCAGGAGAUUGCAGACAACAAGUCAGUCCCCGUCAUGAAGCAAACGGAGCGCUAUGGCCUCCUGGAUCACAUAAAAUGGAUCGACGAGAUCCUCUACGAGGUCCCCUAUUCUCCUGAGAUGGCCACCCUGGAACGUGCCUCCGCCGACUUCUGUAUUCACGGUGACGACAUGCCAGUCAACGCCCAGGGGGUUUGCGCCUACGAUGAAAUGCGCAUUGCAGGACGGCUUCGCAUCAUCAAGAGGACGGAGGGUGUGUCAACCACCGACCUUAUUGGCCGCUUGCUGACCCUGUCACGAAACCAGCCGGCUGACUUCGGUGGCCAGCAAUCGCCGAACAUGGGCUACCGCAUCAGCCCAGAUGCAGCAAUUGAGCAGUGUACCAUGCCAGCGGCGCAUGUAGAUUUCUCCGAUUCCGUGCGGGAAGCGCUGCUUGCAGUGGACCAGCUGGGGGAAAGCUACAAAAUCAAUGAGGAGGAUCUUCGGUCCCUCAAGACAAAGAUCACGGCUGCAGCUGCACCACAGCCGAGCAGCAGCUUUGUGGAGGGAGGCUCGUCUCCAGCACAACCAGGUGGCUCUCAGCAACGGACCAAAGCUCCGGUGCAGCUUCUGGCCAGCACCCGGCGGAUCCGAGAGUUUUCCACAGCGAGGCAGCCAACUUCGGAGGAUAAGGUCAUUUAUGCCUGCGGCUCUUUCGACAUGUUUCAUGUCGGCCACGCCGAGUUCUUGAAGGAGGCCCGUGCUCUCGGCACCUUCCUCCUGGUCGGCAUCUAUGACGAUGCAAGCAUAAGCCGAGCUCGGGGACAGAGCCUUCCGGUGAUGAAUUUGAACGAGCGGGUGCUGAACGUUUGUGCCUGCAAGUGGGUCGACGAAGUCAUCAUUGGCGCGCCCAGGCACAUUACCGAGGACCUCAUCAAGACCUGGGACAUUCACAUUGUGGCUCGUGGCUCUAGCCAUAUGCGAACGACUGGCUCUUCUCAAAGAGAGCGCUUCGAG